Melanotaenia boesemani (Boeseman's rainbowfish) is the source of this 1466-nucleotide messenger RNA. It is a transcript of the gene hoxb5a, whose product is annotated as homeobox B5a. Gene Ontology annotation, biological process: anterior/posterior pattern specification; regulation of transcription by RNA polymerase II. The record is from RefSeq and is a predicted model, not a curated record. Lineage: Eukaryota; Metazoa; Chordata; Actinopteri; Atheriniformes; Melanotaeniidae. Gene Ontology annotation, cellular component: nucleus. Bases 207 to 1151 code for a protein of 314 amino acids. Gene Ontology annotation, molecular function: DNA-binding transcription factor activity, RNA polymerase II-specific; RNA polymerase II cis-regulatory region sequence-specific DNA binding. The transcript has 2 exons.
UCCAACGCGCGCGCACACUAACCACCCCACCCCCAUAUUUGGACGGCGCAUACAAAGCUAAAAACGAAGUACAGUGCAACGCCAUAAUUCACUAAUACAUCAUAAAUCGUUGAAAGUACCCGCGUUAUAACGACCACAGAGAAAUCUGACAAAGCGCGCGCCCCUCACCUCUCAGCUGUUAGCCUGCAACUCCUUAAAACAACUAAAUGAGCUCUUUCUUUGUAAACUCGUUCUCGGGGCGCUACCCAAAUGGCCCCGACUAUCAGCUGCUAAGUUAUGGAGCCAGCAGCGGUGCCAUGAACAGCGGGACGUACAGGAACUCUUCCUCUGCCACCAUGCACCAUGCCACGGGCUCCUAUGGCUACACUUACAACGGCAUGGAUCUGACCGUGACCAACCGUGGAGGGGGGGCAGGAAACCCAGCAAACACUGGAGGACACUACGGGGGAGGCCCGGUUGUCGAGGACCCCCGGGGCUUUGGUUCCCUGGCCUCGGAGAGGAGCUUCAGACAGCCGUCCAGCUGCUCCCUCGCUUCCGCGGCGAAUUUACUCCUGUCACCCGGUAAUGAGGGAAGCAAACUGGGAGCGCAGAGGUCUUCUCCCCACCCGGAGCAAGGAGGAAGCAGCAAUCUCAGCUCUCCAAACCUUUCAUCGUCCUCGUCUAGUGCUACCGGCGGAACGGCGCAGUGCUUCACGGAACUGGACGAUGCCUCGCGAGAGGCCGAGGAGCUGCAGCGCAACCGGAGCGCCGGACAUGGGAGUAACCCGCCACCUUCAACGGGGAGUUCUCAGCCUGUUCACAAGGAGGAGGACGUCCCGGCGGGAUCCGCCGCUGGCUGCAGGAACAACGAGUCUCAGACACCACAGAUUUUCCCUUGGAUGAGAAAGCUGCACAUUAGCCAUGAUAUGACCGGCCCCGACGGGAAAAGAGCGCGAACAGCGUACACGCGCUACCAGACACUUGAGCUGGAGAAAGAGUUCCACUUCAACCGGUACCUCACGCGGCGACGUCGGAUCGAGAUCGCACACGCGCUCUGUCUCACGGAGCGGCAGAUCAAGAUCUGGUUCCAGAACCGAAGGAUGAAGUGGAAAAAGGACAAUAAAGUGAAAAGCAUGAACCUGGCAUCCACCACGAGCGCCUUCCAACCGUAGAAAUUAAAACAUUAUGUGGAAAAGAAAAGAAGCCGUCCAUCUCACCACCAGGCAGCGCGUGGGAAGGAAAAAAAAUAUGGAAACUUGAAGAAAAAGACAGAAAACACCAAAAGAGGCCAACAUGAAGUGGAGGAGAAGACUAUGAUGAAGAAACAUGCCCCCGACAGAUUCUAUAUUUAAAGUCAUAUUCCCAGCUGUACUGUACAGCAACGCAGCACUUUUAUUUCUAUGUUGGUCUUUGGUGUUUCGGUGCAACAGAAACAGGACUGUGGUACUUACGCACACACACACACACACACACACACACACACACAC